AUGCCGAGCCAAGAAGUCAUUGUGCUCUCGGAUGAUGCCUCGGACGACGACAUUGCGUUCGUCGGCAGCUCAAAGUCCCAGUGGCCAACAAACCCGGCCUCCCCGUCGCCCGUGUUCAUGCGCACGUCGCGCGCGAGGGCCGUGGACGUCAUUGACCUCUUGGAGGAAGACGAGGGUGACGAUGCGCUGGGCGACUUGGUGUUUCCCAUGUUGGGCUCGGUGAACCGAAGCGCGUUGGGUGCGUGUCGCAGCUUGCCGCUGUCCUCGAACGCGGUGGCCUCGAGCAGCCGUGCGAGCGCAUUAGGCUGGAGCCACUCGACUGCGUUCGCCGACACGAGUACGCUCCAGAGCAAGGAGCGGUCGAUGCAAUCGUUACAAGCGACACGUUCGCUCCUCGACAUUAUCAACGACCCGUCGCUGUAUGACGCCCCUGCCGCGAGGGCGCGCCCGUCGCCGUCACCCGCCCCCGAUGCCAGCCCCGCUCGGCCCAAGGUCAAGAAGCGCAAGACUCAGACCAACAAGGAGAACUCGCCCGGAGACGACCCCGUGGCUGCUGCCAAAGCGGCCGAGAAGGUGGAGCGGGACAAGGCGGCCGCCGCUACCAAGGAGAAGCAGAAGGCCGAGCGCCAGCUGGCUCGCGAUACUGCCAAGGCGACCAAGGAAGCCGAGAAGUCGUACCAGAAGAAAGUCAGCGAGGUGAACCGCCUUCGCACUUCCAAGAUUGACGCGCUUCGCGACCUCGAGGUGCACCUUUCGCACGACCUGUCCCUUCCAUCGGCGCCCAUUGCGGGCGCGAUACCCGAGCUCCGCCGGCGCAUUGAAGAGUCGUUAUCGUCCAUUCACGUUGCCCAAGAAGAAGACACGGUCGUCGAGGGCACCAUCCGCUUCCUGCGCCGCGUGACGGCCGAGUGGGACGCCGUGGCCAAGAUCUACGUGCCUAUCGAGGUGGAGCGCAAAGAGUGGGAGCCCACGACGGUCCUCGUCGCGUCGGGCGAGGCGAUUGUGGACCGCGUCGCCCAGGGCGGAGACGCACUCACGGACUGGCUGAGCGAUGUGCAGCUCACGCUCGACAUGAAGACCCACGAGCAGCUCAUGCUCGUUGUCCGUGGCCUGGAAAAGUACCAUUCCAAGACCAAGUCUAUCGCCAACCGCGCGUUCCGCGAGACUGCGCGCGCCGGCCUGGCUGGCGAGGGUGUCGCGGGUGUCCCCACCUCUGUGCUGUCUGCUCGCGUCGACAAGGAUCAAGUGGAAGCAGAGCUUCUCCGCGCUCAGGUUGUUCAGCGCGUGUUUGUCGUUCAUGUGGAAAAGACAGAGGACCUGGAGGACUGGCUGUUCAACCUCGCCGGCGACAUUGCCGUUCGACCCCACAAGCUGUUAUCCAAGGGCCACCUCCCCUUCUCGGCGCCCGAGCGGGCCAAGAAGACCCAAGAGGCAGGCGAGACGCUCGAGUGUAUGCUCCAGGAAGUGCAGGGCCUGACCGCGUCGGCCGCGUACGGUGUCGUGGAGACGUAUCCGUCGUUCCGCGGCCUCAUGCGGGCGUACGAGCAGGCCGAGCACCGCGCAGACCCGUCCGUCGCAGAGAACAUGCUCGCCGACUGCGACAUUCGCAGUCUCAAGAACGGUACCGCUAGCAACCGCAAAGUCGGCAAGGCGCUCUCCAAAAAGGUCUACAACCUCAUGCGCGGAACCGACCCUCUGUCAUUAACCUAA
Messenger RNA from Apiotrichum porosum, 1710 nucleotides. RefSeq lists its product as uncharacterized. Lineage: Eukaryota; Fungi; Basidiomycota; Tremellomycetes; Trichosporonales; Trichosporonaceae. Gene Ontology annotation, cellular component: Holliday junction resolvase complex; nucleus. Gene Ontology annotation, biological process: replication fork processing; double-strand break repair; resolution of meiotic recombination intermediates. Bases 1 to 1710 code for a protein of 569 amino acids. The record is from RefSeq and is a predicted model, not a curated record. The transcript is spliced from 9 exons.